Molecule: messenger RNA, 1305 nt
Organism: Suillus fuscotomentosus
Lineage: Eukaryota; Fungi; Basidiomycota; Agaricomycetes; Boletales; Suillaceae
Product: MFS general substrate transporter
Exons: 10
Coding region: 1-1305 (434 amino acids)
Source: RefSeq, a predicted model, not a curated record
AUGGUUGCUUUUGUCUGCUUCUUAUGCCCUGGGAUGUUUAACGCCCUCACUGGACUUGGCGGAGGCGGCCAAUUCAACCCAACGACUUCUGCAAAUUCAACUUGUGCGGUAUACGCGACAUAUGCGUUUUUCGCGUUCUUCUCCGGAACCGUCAAUAACAAGAUCGGCGCUAAGCGCACCCUGCUCUUUGGAACAUUGGGCGCAAUGAACAUUCACCCCGACGCUGGCUGGUUUGUUGUUACCUCGGGUGCCCUUCUCGGUGUCACUGCUGCGUUCCUGUGGACCGCUCAAGGCUCAAUGAUGUUAAGCUACUGUACUGAAGCGCAGAAGGGCAUCUUUAUCAGUAUAUUCUGGGCCAUUUUCAACAUGGGAGCAGUCGUAGGCGCUGCCGUGUCCUUCGGUCAAAAUAUCCACUCAACGGUAUUCAGCAAUGGAACAUAUGUCGGGAUCCUGGUUCUCACAAUACUUGGGGUGACAAUCCCUCUUCUGAUGGCCGAUCCCGACAAGAUGAUUCGCACGGACGGUACGAAGGUCGCGAUGCCUCGCCAUCCGUCCUGGAAGUCCGAAUUUUAUGGUCUAUGGGUCGCAAUCAUCACAGACCCCAUGAUCCUCCUGCUCUUCCCGAUGUUUUUUGCGAGUAAUUACUUUUACACGUGGCAAUUCAACGAUUACAACUCAGCACUGUUUAACAUCCGCGCAAGGUCUCUCAAUAACUUCAUGUACUGGUUCUCGCAGAUUAUUGGCAGUGGAAUGAUCGGUGUCAUCCUAGACUCCAAGAGGUUCCGGAGACGUGUGCGCGCGUUCACUGGGUGGGGUAUCCUACUGGCGAUGACAUUUGCAGUACACAUCUGGGCUUAUUAUUACCAACGGACGUACACUCGGGCUUCCGUUCCCCCGGACUCGCAGAAGAUGGAUAUUUACGACCCAAGAUACCCAGCGCAUGUCUGGCUCAUGAUAUUCUAUGGAUUGCUGGACGCAAUGUGGCAGACGACGAGCUUCUGGCUCAUCGGUGCCAUGAGCAAUGAUACGAACAAACUGGCUAUCUACUCUGGGUUUUACCACUCCAUUCAGAGCGCCGGAGCUGCUGUUGUGUGGCGGAUGGAUGCAAUUGGGGUUCCCUACAUGAACAUCUUCCUCUCUACGUGGUGCCUAGUUGUCGCUGGUCUUGUGUUCUGUUUCCCGAUGAUUUACCUGCGUAUCAGAGAUACAACUGUGCUCGAAGACGAAGGCUUAAUGCAGAGAGAUCAGGGGGUAGAUAGUAUGAAGGCGAAAGGGAUGAUCGAGAGCGAGAUCGAAAUAUCAUGA